UCCCAGUUCUGAGCUAAACAAAGCGCUAUAGAGAAAUAGAACUAACCUGCAAAGAGGGGGCAAAAAUCAGGCUUCAGACGCAUCAAAACCUUCGAGGAAAAAAGUUUGCAUAUUCCAGAUAGCAGCGCCAUCAUUAUUUAACAGGAUUAGCACCCUGAUUCAAAGUUGAACCUGUUUUUUGUUUGUUUUUGUUUUUGUUUUUUUGCAGAGCAGGAGUGGCUAAAGGCUGCAGUUCAGAUCAGAUUUCACUCAGACCAGCUGGGAAAGAGAGGGCUUGCUUUUCCGCUGGUCACACAGAGAGAUCCGAAGGAAUUUCCAAGGAUUUAGCUCCAGCCUGAAGGAUAAGUGUUGUUCUCUGUUGGAGGUGACGCAGACGACGAGGAGGUUGAGAUGGAUGAUCAGCCCAGGUUGAUGCACUCUCAUGCGGGGGUCGGGAUGGCUGGACACCCCGGCCUGUCCCAACACAUGCAGGAUGGCACAGGGACAGACGGUGAUGGCAGAAAACAGGACAUAGGAGACAUUUUACAGCAAAUAAUGACCAUUACAGACCAAAGUCUGGACGAAGCACAGGCCAGGAAACAUGCGUUAAAUUGUCACAGAAUGAAGCCUGCUCUUUUCAACGUCUUGUGUGAAAUUAAAGAAAAAACAGUGCUGAGUAUCCGGGGGGCCCAGGAGGAGGAGCCCCCAGACGCCCAGCUCAUGCGUCUGGACAAUAUGCUGCUGGCGGAAGGUGUCUCGGGUCCUGAGAAAGGGGGCGGAUCAGCAGCAGCGGCUGCGGCAGCUGCAGCCUCCGGUGGAGCUGGAUCGGACAACUCCGCCGAGCAUUCAGACUACAGAGCCAAGCUGACACAGAUCCGGCAGAUCUACCACACCGAGCUGGAGAAAUACGAACAGAUGGUAUCCAAGGGCGGAAGGAGUGGCAAUCAGAAUUUCACAGGAAAUGCUGGCUACGGAAUGCAGGCAUGCAAUGAGUUCACUACCCAUGUGAUGAACCUCCUGCGAGAGCAGAGCAGGACUCGACCCAUCUCCCCGAAAGAGAUUGAGCGCAUGGUCGGCAUUAUCCAUCGCAAGUUCAGCUCCAUUCAGAUGCAACUGAAGCAGAGCACGUGUGAGGCUGUCAUGAUCCUGCGCUCACGAUUCCUUGAUGCAAGGAGGAAGAGACGGAACUUCAACAAGCAGGCAACAGAGAUCCUGAAUGAGUAUUUCUACUCACACCUCAGCAACCCCUACCCCAGUGAGGAAGCCAAAGAAGAGCUGGCAAAGAAGUGUGCCAUCACCGUUUCACAGGUAUCGAACUGGUUUGGUAAUAAACGAAUCCGGUACAAGAAAAAUAUUGGGAAAUUCCAAGAGGAAGCCAACAUAUAUGCUGCCAAAACUGCCGUCAACGCCACCCAUGUGUCGGCACAUGGAAGCCAAGCCAACUCCCCAUCCACUCCAAACUCUGCAGGUUCUUCCGGUUCUUUUAACAUGUCAAAUUCCGGAGACUUGUUCAUGAGCGUGCAGUCACUCAAUGGGGAUUCUUACCAGGGGGCCCAAGUUGGAGCCAACGUGCAGUCACAGGUGGAUACCCUUCGCCAUGUUAUCAGUCAGACAGGCGGAUACAGUGAUGGACUCGCAGCAAGCCAGAUGUACAGUCCGCAGGCCAUCAAUGCUAACGGAGGCUGGCAAGAUGCUACUACCCCCUCAUCAGUGACAUCGCCAACAGAAGGACCUGGGAGUGUUCACUCUGAUACCUCCAACUGAUCUCUUAGCAACGGAACCCCCAUUAGAUGAUGGGAUUUCUCCCACAUAAACCAAUCAGAGCCGAGGUCAACUAACCAAUAACCACAUAGGAUGUCCUUCCUCUUGGAGUGCAUACUUGUUUUUUUUUUUUUUUUUUUUAUAAGUAAUAAUAA
Polyodon spathula (Mississippi paddlefish) is the source of this 1895-nucleotide messenger RNA. RefSeq names its product pre-B-cell leukemia transcription factor 1. Gene Ontology annotation, biological process: neuron development; regulation of transcription by RNA polymerase II; animal organ morphogenesis. The transcript has 10 exons. Gene Ontology annotation, cellular component: nucleus. Gene Ontology annotation, molecular function: RNA polymerase II cis-regulatory region sequence-specific DNA binding; DNA-binding transcription factor activity, RNA polymerase II-specific. Lineage: Eukaryota; Metazoa; Chordata; Actinopteri; Acipenseriformes; Polyodontidae. The record is from RefSeq and is a predicted model, not a curated record. The coding region runs from base 391 to 1743 and encodes 450 amino acids.